This is a messenger RNA of Amphimedon queenslandica, 873 nucleotides long. RefSeq names its product multidrug resistance-associated protein 4-like. The transcript is spliced from 8 exons. The record is from RefSeq and is a predicted model, not a curated record. Gene Ontology annotation, cellular component: membrane. Gene Ontology annotation, molecular function: ATP binding; ABC-type transporter activity. Gene Ontology annotation, biological process: transmembrane transport. Lineage: Eukaryota; Metazoa; Porifera; Demospongiae; Haplosclerida; Niphatidae. The coding region runs from base 13 to 873 and encodes 286 amino acids.
AUAAAUAAUAGCAUGGCCGGCAUGAAAAAGGAUCACAGGAAAGUUUUCAAGUACAAUAUCUUGUGCAGGCUUUUCUUCUGUUGGAUUGAUCCUUUGCUGUGUGUCGGUUGUCGCCAGAGUCUGACUCAGCCUGAUCUGUAUCCACACCCUCACGAAUGUGACUCAUCAUAUCUGCAUAACAAAUUCAAUGAAUAUUGGUCAGAGGAGCUCUCAACUAGAGGCUCAGCUAAUACAAGACUGUGGUGGAUCAUACUGAAAUGCUUCUGGUGGAGAUCACUGCUAAUCCAAACCCUAACAUUAAUACUGAUAGCUGUAUUCAUAGCACAAUCGGAGAUACUGGGUCUAGUAACUGAUUACUUUUCACUUGAAGCCCCUACAGCAGAUGAUACCAGUACUGCAUAUCUUUAUGCCUCUCUUCUUAUUCUGAUGUCGGCCUCAAUGGUUUUUCUUAACCUGGUGUUUUAUGCCGGUCGUAAAUUCGGAGGACUAGUUAGGAUUUUAUUGACAAAUGCAAUUUAUUAUAAAGUAUUGAAGUUAAGUCAGAUGACAUUGAGUCAUGUGACUAUGGGUCAUGUGAUCAACAUUGCUUCAAAUGAUGUUCAUCGCUUUGAUGAAAGCAUGAUAUUCUUUCCUUUCUUUCUGGUAUUUCCCAUUCACCUGUGUGUAGUGGUCUACCUCUUGUACUUAAAGAUACAGUGGAGCUCAAUGGUUCUUGUUGGUGUAGUAUUAGCAUCAAUACCAAUUCUUAUUGUAACAUCAAUUAUAUACUCCAGUUUUAGAUUCAAAGCAGCUGCAGUCACUGAUAAUAGAAUUAAAGUGAUGAAUGAAAUCAUCAGUGGUAUCAGAGUCAUCAAAAUAUACAGAAUAUGGUGA